AUGUCCACCAAAAUCCACGCAUCCGUGCUCCACGCCGCGAAAGAUCUCCGCGUAGAAUCUCGCGAAGUUCCCUCUCCAGCAGCAGAAGAAGUACAAAUCCGGAUAGCAUCCACCGGUCUUUGCGGCAGCGACCUCCACUACUACUCUCACUUCCGCAAUGGAGACAUUCAAGUCCGCGAACCCUUGAGUCUCGGCCAUGAAUCCUCCGGAAUAGUCACAGCAAUCGGCUCCUCGGUAUCAACCCUCCAAGUCGGCGACAAAGUAGCUCUAGAGGUCGGAAUUCCCUGCGGUAAAUGUCAACGUUGCGAUGAAGGCCGCUACAACAUCUGCAAGGAUGUGAGAUUUCGAAGCAGCGGCAAGGCAUUCCCUCAUUUCCAAGGAACUUUGCAGGAGAGGAUCAAUCAUCCUGCACAAUGGUGCUAUAAACUUCCGGAUGAGAUGAAUUUGGAUGUUGGUGCUUUGCUUGAGCCCCUUGGAGUUGCCUUGCAUGCCUAUCGGAGAAGUUUGAUGCCAGAGAAUGCAACAGUCGUUGUUUUCGGAGCUGGUGCGGUGGGUUUGCUGUGUGCGGCUGUUGCGAAAUUGAAGGGUGCUGGAAAGAUUAUCAUCGCGGAUAUCGAUGCUGGGCGGCUGGAAUUUGCAGUCCAGAAUGGUUUUGCACAUGCCAGCUAUACUGUACCCAUGCGGCGAGGCAAGGACAUCGAUGAGAGUCUGACCAUUGCCAAGGAAACUGCUGCAGAGAUCGGACAGAUCGAUGGUGUUGGGGAGGUCGAUGUUGUGUUUGAGUGUACUGGCGUACCCUCGUGUGUGCAAGCUGGGAUUUAUGCCACAAAACCAGGCGGUCGUCUCAUGCUCGUGGGUAUGGGUCACCCGAUCCAGACACUUCCCCUCGGUGCUGCAGCAUUGCGGGAAGUGGACAUCGUCGGUGUCUUCCGAUACGCGAAUACAUACAAAGAGAGCAUCGACAUUGUACUUCAAGCGAUGAAAUCAUCAGACGGCCCCGACUUCUCCAAGCUCAUCACGCAUCGAUUUGCUGGACUGGAAGAAGCGGUGAAAGCCUUUGAGAUGGCCGGAAAGACCAAGGAUGCGGAAGGAAAGUUAGUAAUCAAGGUCAUCAUUGACAGCGGCGAUGUCGAGAACUGA
Molecule: messenger RNA, 1140 nt
Organism: Ramularia collo-cygni
Lineage: Eukaryota; Fungi; Ascomycota; Dothideomycetes; Mycosphaerellales; Mycosphaerellaceae
Product: probable sorbitol dehydrogenase
Exons: 3
Coding region: 1-1140 (379 amino acids)
Biological process (GO): D-sorbitol catabolic process
Molecular function (GO): L-iditol 2-dehydrogenase (NAD+) activity; zinc ion binding
Source: RefSeq, a predicted model, not a curated record